CCUACAGACGACCACCAUCAGUGUCCAGCAGCGUCAAAGUGCCCUAUGUCCAGCCACAAGACGCUAUUGGUCAAGAGUCAAGCGAAGACGGAGAAAUCGCCGCUCUCAGUUCUGGGAGCCCUAAAGUCCACUAUAAAUCUCCAAGAGAUAGACCAGGCAGACAGAACAGUCCCCUGUAUGCCUGUGUACCUGUCAACUCAACCGACGACUGA
Messenger RNA from Candidula unifasciata, 212 nucleotides. Lineage: Eukaryota; Metazoa; Mollusca; Gastropoda; Stylommatophora; Geomitridae. The record is from the annotation of a GenBank genome assembly.